UUAUAAUGAGUCGCCGCUGCGCCUCUUCUCAAGAUGGCGGGGCUGCUGAAUCUGUAUGGUAGCAUCACGGGAAUAAAAUAAAUUUCGAAAGUGGUUAGGUUUCCACGAAGAGAUACCUGUGUCAUAGUUUUCACUCCCAGAAGAUCACAGUGGAAGAUGAACAUUGCAUCUAUUCCAUAAGCUGAAUGCAUUGUGAUUUCCAAUAAUUGAGACAGUGAUUCUGAAAGCUGUCUACAUUAAUGAAAAGAGCAAUGUAGUCAGCUUAGCAUAUUCACCUCUGGUACGUGGUCUAUACAGAGAUGAGCUCCUGCAUGUAUUCCGAGUUGAGAUAAGAAGAAAAUAAGAUUUUAACAUAAUUGUUAGUUUAUAAUAUUUUAACUCUUAAAUUAGAGGGAAAUGGAAAUGGAUGAUAUUCUACCCCCUCUCCCCUUGGAGCCACCUGAUGAUUUUGACCUAGACCAAGAAAGAGCACCUCCACCACCUCCCCUGCAAACGUCCAGUGACGCAGAGGUAAUGGACGUUAGCUCUGGUGGUGAUGGAUACACAUACACCCCAGGGGAUGGGGAAGGGGAAGCCAAGACACAGCAGCCCAUCAGCAAGGGCUCACUAACUUUCUGUACCCACCUUUCAAAUGAGGCCACUUCUAGCUCACUAUGCCCCAGAACAGCCCGCCAUGCUCCCCCGGUCACCAAGUUCCUACCAGACCUCAAGCUGCUCAGAGAUGUUAAGAUUAGCGUGAGCUUCACUGAAAGCAGCAGUACUAUCAGUAGCAAAGAUAGGACAGUUUUGUACACAGGUGAGGGGCAGGAGGCAGGACGUGAUGAAAGUUUAGGCGGUCUUAAUGGUGAAUUGCAUGAAAUGACAAGUUUGGAACAGGUAGCUGAAGGUAGCUCAGGUAUAGGAGACACUUUAGGCAGGAAGUCAGUGGAGACUGAGGUAGACCUGGAAAAUAAGGUAGAGUUCGCUGUCCUGGAUGAGUUGGAUGAAUUCUACGAGAACUUCUUGGAUCAGGAUGAUGGCGAGCACAGCGGCUUUAAGUCUGAAGUCAUAGUUCAGCAGGAGCAAGCGGAUGACGAGGCUGUAACUUACUCCUAUGAGGAGGAGUUUGACAAUGAUGUUGACGCUCUGCUGGAAGAGGGGAUGCCAGUCCCAAAGAAGAUGCGCCCAGCUGAAGACAAAUAUGGUGGGGACAGUGAUCAUCAGUCUGAUGGGGAAGGAGGCGUUCAGCCCAUGAUGACCAAAAUAAAGACUGUCCUAAAGAGUCGGGGCCGCCCGCCUACUGAGCCGCUACCUGAUGGAUGGAUCAUGACAUUCCAUAACUCAGGCAUUCCAGUCUACCUGCACAGAGAGACCAGAGUGGUUACCUGGUCCAGACCCUACUUUCUUGGAACUGGCAGUAUUAGGAAACAUGACCCACCCAUCAGUAGCAUCCCCUGCCUACACUAUAGAAGAAUGAAGGAACAGGAGGACAAGGAGCUUAACGGGGAGGUUAUGUCUAAUGCAGAGACGUCUCCUGUGAAGCCCGGUGAGGAGGGCAGUGGUGAAGAGAAAGCAGGCCAGUCGUCUGAGGAGCAAGAUGAUGUUCCUGCUUCCAGUGUAGCCACGGCUAGCCAAGAUGGAGAGCAUACCACUGGUGACAGUUCACAGAAUAAAGAGCCUCAGCCCUGUGACACUGCGCAAGGAGCCUUGGGGCAGGUCAAGGCCAAGGUGGAGGUGUGCAAGGAUGAGUCCAUAGAACUUGAAGAAUUUCGUCUUUACCUGGAAAAAUGCUUUGACUUUGAACAAGUCACUGUCAAGAAGUUUCGCACCUGGGCUGAGCGUAGGCAGUUCAACAGGGACAUGAAGAGGAAGCAGGCAGAGUCGGAGAGACCCAUCCUGCCUGCUAACCAGAAACUCAUCACGCUGUCUGUCCAAGAUGCUCCGACUAAGAAGGAAUUUGUCAUCAAUCCUAAUGGAAAAUCUGAAGUUUGCAUCUUGCAUGAAUACAUGCAGCGUGUCCUGAAGGUUCGACCUGUUUACAACUUUUUUGACUGUGAGAACUCUAGUGAACCCUUUGGAGCCUCAGUCAUUAUAGAUGGCGUCACUUAUGGUACAGGAACAGCGAGCAGUAAAAAACUUGCCAAGAAUAAAGCUGCUCGAGCCACACUGGAAAUCCUCAUCCCUGACUUUGUAAAGCAGACCUCGGAGGAGAAACCUGUCGAAGGGGAUGAACUAGAGUAUUUUAAUCAUAUCAGUAUAGAAGACUCAAGAGUGUAUGAGCUGACCAACAAAGCAGGACUACUUUCGCCAUAUCAGAUUCUUCACGAGUGCCUUAAAAGAAAUCAUGGAAUGGGAGACACUAGCAUUAAAUUUGAGGUAAUCCCAGGGAAAAACCAGAAGAGUGAAUAUGUGAUGACAUGUGGGAAACAUACAGUGCGCGGCUGGUGUAAGAACAAGAGGGUUGGAAAACAGCUAGCAUCUCAGAAGAUCUUACAGAUGCUUCACCCCCAUGUUAAAAACUGGGGCUCACUUCUGCGAAUGUAUGGCAGAGAGAGUAACAAGAUGGUCAAAAAGGAGAAUUCAGACAAGAGUGUGAUUGAGCUCCAGCAGUAUGCCAAAAAGAACAAGCCAAACCUUCAUAUCUUGAACAAACUGCAAGAAGAAAUGAAGAAGCUUGCAGCUCAGAGGGAGGAAACGAGAAAGAAACCCAAGAUGACCAUAAUGGAGUCGGCCCAGCCAGGGAGCGAGCCGCUCUGCACUGUCGACGUUUGAAGUCUCGGAAUCACUGAGAAACCACAGCACUGAAACCUUGUCACUGUCCAGCUAAACACAGCACCACCCAUCAAUACAGUAUGCAUCACUAAGAUCUAAUGGCAAUAUAGCAAGUCAUUGGCCAGGCCGGUAGCGCCGCUUGCUUCCUUCACCUUCACUUUACAGGAUGAGCAGGUUUAUGUAAGGGUAGGACUACAUGCACUUACAGACCCUAGUGAAAAUCCAGUUUACCCCUCUAGAUUCAUCCUUAUCGUGGCACUUAAAAGGAUGCAGAGAAGUUAAAAAGGACUUGAUUAAAAUAUGAACAUCUGAAUAAAAAUGCAUGCGUCUUAAAUCACAAAAAAAAAAAAAAAAACACUGCAUCCAUUGGUUUUUCUUU
Molecule: messenger RNA, 3130 nt
Organism: Melanotaenia boesemani (Boeseman's rainbowfish)
Lineage: Eukaryota; Metazoa; Chordata; Actinopteri; Atheriniformes; Melanotaeniidae
Gene: dgcr8
Product: DGCR8 microprocessor complex subunit
Exons: 14
Coding region: 397-2751 (784 amino acids)
Biological process (GO): primary miRNA processing
Cellular component (GO): microprocessor complex
Molecular function (GO): primary miRNA binding; double-stranded RNA binding; identical protein binding
Source: RefSeq, a predicted model, not a curated record